Messenger RNA from Aquila chrysaetos chrysaetos, 1113 nucleotides. Its product is annotated as translation initiation factor IF-2-like. The transcript is spliced from 4 exons. NCBI's taxonomy places the organism in Eukaryota, Metazoa, Chordata, Aves, Accipitriformes, Accipitridae. The coding region runs from base 1 to 798 and encodes 265 amino acids. The record is from RefSeq and is a predicted model, not a curated record.
AUGAACAAGAGGCGCCCUGUUGAUUUCAGCGGCUUGGGAGAGGACCCUCGGAAGCCCCUCAGAAUACAGCUCCACCCGAUCGCAGACUCUCCGGCGCCCCGGAGACAGGGCGGGGGGAGGGGGUGGUGGUCUGCAGCCCGGCAACGGGGCCCCCGGAAACUGUGGUGUUUCCCGCCACGGCAACGGUCUGCUGCUCAGUCGUGGCGGCAGCAGCGGCAGGGAAAGGAGGCUGGCAAAGAGGCGGGCGAGAGCGGCUGGCGAGCAGGCGGGGAGCCUGGCGCAGAGUUUUCCACCCGCGGCGGGGGCGGGCAGGAGUGCAACAGGGCGAUUGCGUGGCUGACUGAGAAAGAAAGGCGGGAGCCGGGGCAUGGGCACGGCAGGAUAGCGACUCGGCAGCUGGGGUUUAGAGACGGCACGGCGCCGGGGACUCCCCUCUCCCGCCCGGGCACGGAGCCGGCAGGGACGCCGCAGGGUCCUAAAGUCUCCCGCCUUCCAUCCCCGGGGCGGCAAACCUGGUGGCGGAAGGCGGGAGCAGGGGCAGCCAGGCUCGCCGCGAACUGCGUGGCAAGCCCGCGUGGUCGGCCGCGUCGACGUCCGGCCUGCGCCCGUGCCUGCCUACGGGCGAUGCGCUCGGCUCCCGGUCGGACCCGUCCCUGGGAAAGCAGCAGCCGCGUGCCUCGGCCUGGGCAGAGACCUGGGGCCCCAGGGCCCCAGCCAGGGCUGCCGGAGAGGCGCGACGCACUUCUAACAGAGGGCCGGCGGCGGCUCUGUCACCAGCGGGAUGCGUUCGAGUGGUGAGGAUGGGCCCAGCGGCCUUAGGUGGCGGUGGGGGGCCACUCCUUCAGUGACGGGAGCCGGGGGGGGGAAACGGCCCCAGGGUGGGCCGGUCAGCCAGCACGGCGGCCACGUGAGCUCCUCGUCUCCGAGGAUGCUCGGCUAAAGUCAGCCUCGGCCACGGGGACCGCUUGUCAGGCAGCGCAGCCGACUGACGUUUUUCAGAGGCCUGCGAGACUGCCGUCCCGCGGAGGCCGGCCGUGUCCUUGGAGAGGCUUUCUCGGGACGGAGGCCCGUCCCGGGAAAACGCAGUGGGGUAGGGGGAAGGUGUGGGCAAAA